AUGGCUUCCAGAACAAUAUCCCCGGAUUCCUGGCAAGACGACAUGGACUUUUCUCAGCGGCCACCGACAUCAUCUACAAGUGACUUCUCGGAACAUUCUUUCCACAGCCGCUCCAAGUCGAGUGCCAAUGUCAACAGCCCCAAAAGAUUGUCAAUGUUUUCUUCCCGCUCUAGAAGCAACACCACCAACGUCUCAUCCGCCCCCACACGGCAACCGCCCGCUGAGUCUCUCAGUUACGGCGAGCAUCCAGCGUCGCCAGUCCCGCAUGAGGAAAAGACUUCCGAGAAUGUUGCUAGGUCCUUGCUGGUUCGAGGAAGUCGUAUACUGCGCCGCCAGGGCAGUAAAUUGAAUGUGAUUGCUACGACACUAGAGGAAGAGGACGAAUUCGGCAAGAGUGCUGCUCGGUUUGAGGUCUCGAAAGUUUUUCAGAGAGUCCCCAAGCUCAAGAAGAACGAGUCAAAUGAUCAACUAAAACGUAUCAUUUCGGAGCCUUAUAAUUUUCAUCACGUAACCCACACUAGCUCAACGCAGUUCCAAGCUCUGGACAACACCAGCAAUGUCGAGCUAGUUGAAGAGUUCUCUGUCAUUCAAGCUUCUCAAACGCCGGAGCCUGGCUUGAAAGGUAUUCGCGCUCAAGCGCUUCGUUCGGACGACUCCUUCGACGAGAAUGCAGACGAAUUGGAGGAACGACAACCUACAUCGCCUACAUCACCUUUGAGAAGAAGUCCUCCAGUAUCACCGCGUGAGCCAAAGUCGCCAGGAAGAAUUGAGAACUUCUCACGCCCUGUCUCUCGUUUAAACAAGCCGUUGCCACCAUCACCAUCUAUUGCUGCUCCGCCACGUGUGUCUUCCCGCCAAAUUCAGUCGGACAUACCCGAGCCGACAACUCUGGCCAUCGAUGAACUACUUGGAGUGAACAUACAGCCUGGCAUUCGCGACUAUGAAUACCCAUCACUGGAUGGCGCACCAUUCCAUAAGGUCUCCUCACUGGACCGCAUCGAUCUUGCCGGAAUUUUCCAACCCGAACUCAGCCCUGGGAUGAUGAGUGGCCAGUUCGAGACUACUGAUGAUCUUAGCAUCGAUGAUGAUGGCAAAUCCACCACGGCUUUCAUCAACAGCUACUUGUCCGAUUUGGAGGAUGUUCCAGAAGAAGAUGAGACGAAAGAAACGGAUGAAGGGGUUGCGCGCGCAUCCCGUCUCAUGUCAAUAUCAGGAAGCAUUAAUGAGGUUGUCGCGAACGAUGCCAAGGCAUCCGCUGCUCCUGCUCACGAGUCUAUAAUCAUUGUUCAGGAUUCGCAGCUGUCAUUCACUGAAGAGAUCACAUCGCCUACUCUGCCCGAUUUCCAACCGAUUAUCCAGGACUCACCCGUCUCGCAAGCCAGCGAUACAACAAGGCGUACUUCGAUUGCUGGUUUUGGCCAAUUCCCCAUGGCAUGGGAGGAAGACAUCGACUUUUGUUAUGAACAUGAAGCUGUAGCAGAUUGUGAAUUUGACUGGAGUCGGCUCUCUUUGGAUACCUCGAGGACAGCACCAGGCACUGAAAUGCCUUCACGAACAGUCCACACUCAGAGCCUGAAACCCCAUUACCUCCAAGUGAACGCCAGCUCGAUMCCAGCCACUCCGGACUUGGAUCCAGGCUCGGCGCAAUCAGUUCUCACCAGAUCACACGAGGCUUUGACUCCUUUGAGUGACGGCGCUGCUCAUGCUGAAUUUUUCCACGCUGGUACUGCUGGCCACGAAUACCCGAAAAAGCUUGAGACAGACGAUGUCGAUAACGAAACUGCUUAUGAAAGCUUCCUCGCAGUCGGAGAUGAUCCUGAUCGUCAGUUUCAGUACUAUACGCAGACGUCUCAUCCAGUUGACGUUACGGCAUCUCCUAGGAGUAGCUACUCGCAAAUCAGCAAGUACAACUCUCAAGAAAGCGUCAUUCUGUCGCGCGCAGCAUCCAUUGUGCGCAAACACCGCUCAUCGACUUCAACAACUAGCGUUCCAGAGUUGACGAACAGUGCCAACAGCAGCCGUGAGAACACUAUUCGGGAGAGCAUCGAAUCGCUCGAGCAUCCCCAACUAGUUGAAACGACUCGACCUGGCUUCUCUAUUCAUCGCCCAGUCAAGAGCUUGGGCUCAGAAUUGAGUGCGCUGGCGAAGCUUCGCUCCGCUGGUAGCAACAGUAGCAUCCAUGUCGUGGAUCUGCCGUAUCCAUCGCCAUCUCCGACCCAUGAUCGAACAAGAUCCACCUCUGCUCUUGACCACGACGAGCAGACGCUGCAACAAUCGGCUCAGGGCCUUCCAUUCGCGAUUCGACAAUCGCUGGCUGCGCAAAAGCGGAAAAGCCGAGCUGGAUACUCCCUUUUCCCCACUAUGCAAUAA
Molecule: messenger RNA, 2370 nt
Organism: Talaromyces amestolkiae
Lineage: Eukaryota; Fungi; Ascomycota; Eurotiomycetes; Eurotiales; Trichocomaceae
Exons: 2
Coding region: 1-2370 (789 amino acids)
Source: RefSeq, a predicted model, not a curated record